AAAAGGAGGGGCAUGUCCUGGACAGGGAAGGGCUGUCUCGACCUCAAUGACCAAUGAAAGCUUGCACUGCGCUUGCAAGUAGCCAACCAGCACGGAGAAUCCCUAAAACGUCUGUGUAAACUUUAGAAGCGCUGUGUGUCAGGGCGUUAUUAAAGCACACGCUCUUGAGUCACUGAUAGAAGCAACCCAGUAACCAGCGGAUUAGCAGCUUCACCUCUCUGCCAGGGGCACUAACCUGGAUCAAAGGAACAUCCAAAGACCGGGGGGAGUAAAUAUUGCACUUCUACGGGAACUGCACAAUCUCCAGAUCGCUGGCAGUGAGCGCGAUUUACCUGCAUCUGCUCUUGCACCACCUGGCGCAGGGAGAAAGAGAAGAAGCCAGGAGCAGGGCAGCUGGAGAUGUACGAGAUGAAGGCACCUGGUGCCCCAUCCUCUUCCUCAUCCAACCCAUCAUCCUCACCUCUGUCCUCCUACUGUUCAUCUUUGGCCGGGGACUCGGAAAUAGACGUGGAGAGCCUGGAGCUGGAGGGAGAUGGGCAGCCUGAGCACUGCAGGGCAAUAUUGCGCCUAGAUGAUGAAGAUGAGGAGGAGCAGGAAGGGGUUGAUUGCGCCCCGGUCAGUAAGCUGGAACAGCAGAAAAACAAUGAAAAGGGAGGCGAGCAAAGGAAGCUGAGCAGGACCCCCAAAUGUGCCAGGUGCAGGAACCACGGGGUAGUGUCCUGUCUAAAAGGCCACAAGCGAUUCUGUCGCUGGAGGGACUGCCAGUGUGCCAACUGCCUGCUGGUCGUUGAGAGGCAGCGCGUCAUGGCUGCACAGGUGGCACUCAGGAGGCAGCAGGCCACAGAGGAUAAGAAAGGUCUGUCGGCCAAGGCCAGUAUUGCAGAGCGCAAGCCGGUGUAUCACAGGCACAUUCGCCCCCCGAGCCUACUGGCUAAGAGUAUUCUGGAAGGUUACCGGCCAGUGCCAACGGAUUCUUACCUGGGGACCAGCCCACCCCUGCCAGCCCCUGUUAGUGACAGAAUGCGGAAGAGAAGGGCCUUUGCAGAUAAGGAACUUGAGCACAUCAUGCUGGAGAGGGAAUUUAAGGAGAGAGAGAUGUUGGAGGCCACUCAAGCUGCUGGAAUUUUCUUACCUAACCGUAUGGUUCAUGCCGCUGAGUACAACUCCUACAAAGCAGCCUAUGGACCCCCACAGGCUGAUGUUCCUAGCAAGGACUUCUGCAAUUUCCUUCCCAACUGCCUUGAUCUUGCAAUGCAAUAUUCAGGGUCUGGGAAUGUGGAACUGAUUUCCUCUAAUGUCAGUGUGGCUACAACAUACAGACAAUAUCCGGUGCCUUCCAGGUUCUUGGUUUGGCCAAAAACUGGACCUAUCAGUGACGCUCUUCUUUACCAGCAGUGUCUAUUAAAUGCAACAGCUAUGCAUGCCUUGAAACCAGGGUCAAACUGGGACUCUAAGUCCAACCCAGUAAUUGAAUGUCAGCCUUCAGAACAUGACUUGGUGGCACCUUCGAAAAUAGAUAAUGCAAUCCUACACCCUCAGAAUGAUUAUGGAAGCCUGCCACAGGACAAGGCAGAAAGGUCUGCCUUUUCACCCCCCAAAAGAAACUUCCCACUUAUUUCCCCCAAGGACCACUUAUCUACCCAGGACAGUUUAAUGAGCAAAAUUAGCAAAGAGGCCACAAACCAGCCUUACCCUUUAAAAUACAACCCAUUCCAUGCAUUGCUCCAGCAGGCACAUCUUCGAAAGUCAUUGGAAGAUCUAAAACCACCAUGCGCCAAAGAUCUCUAUGAAGAGCCUGCAAAGAAAUUCAGAGAAUGUCCAUCCAAAGAAAACCAGAAAUACAAAUUUACAUUUGACAGACACAAUAAGGAUUUUAUCUUAGCAAAGGAGUCAGGAACAAAGCUAACUGUUAAUGAACCUUUACCCUUUUCUGUAGAGUCAAUUCUCAAAAGGCCCUCCACCACAGUCAAACGUUCUAGUCAGUAAAUUGGCCUCAGCUCAUGCUUAAUAGACUUGUUCAUUCAUCUCAUCAUUAUUGUUACAGUACUUGUACUGAUACUCAUUUUGUACAGAAUGACUGCUAGAUAUUAUGUAUAUACAGCUACAGUUACACCUUAUCUUUUGUAAAAAGUACCAUAUUUAAAUGUAAAAAUAUGAUUUGAAUAUAAGAUGUAAACUAUGUGAGUUCUGAUUAUGUAAUUAUAUAUAUAAAAUUAUAUAUAUAUAUAUAUAUAUAUAUAUAUAAUAAAAUUAUAUGAUAAUUUUUCUUUUGUUUUUAGAGAAUCAUUACUUUUACUAUUGCUAAGGUGCUCAUGUACUGAUUUUAAAAAACUGAUUUGUUUUCAGUGAUAACCUCACCGAGAAAUAUAGCAUAAUAACUGAUUUUUCGACAUACAAUGCCACGUGAUGGGGUGUCACAUGGGUCUCUCCAUAUUAAAUUAUAUUAAAUAUAUUAUAUUUCAUUCAGAUACAAUACUGGUUGGCUAUAUAUGCAGCAAUACAAUACGGACUUGCAGGGACAGUUUGGGAACAACUUUGCCAUUAUAUUACUGUAGCAGUAACAGCUAAAGAUCCUUGGUCCAACAAAGCAGGAGUGUGCAACCUGACGUCCGUUAGCUAUUUAUAUGGGUGAUUUCUAGGCAGGGUCAUAAACAAAUAAAGAAAUGCUGACAUUGCAGAAUAUCAAACUA
Molecule: messenger RNA, 2690 nt
Organism: Xenopus laevis (African clawed frog)
Lineage: Eukaryota; Metazoa; Chordata; Amphibia; Anura; Pipidae
Gene: dmrt2.S
Product: doublesex and mab-3 related transcription factor 2 S homeolog
Exons: 4
Coding region: 400-1986 (528 amino acids)
Biological process (GO): sex differentiation; regulation of DNA-templated transcription; regulation of transcription by RNA polymerase II
Cellular component (GO): nucleus
Molecular function (GO): sequence-specific DNA binding; DNA binding; RNA polymerase II cis-regulatory region sequence-specific DNA binding
Source: RefSeq, a predicted model, not a curated record